Rhododendron vialii is the source of this 2020-nucleotide messenger RNA. RefSeq names its product magnesium transporter MRS2-1-like. The record is from RefSeq and is a predicted model, not a curated record. Gene Ontology annotation, molecular function: magnesium ion transmembrane transporter activity. Lineage: Eukaryota; Viridiplantae; Streptophyta; Magnoliopsida; Ericales; Ericaceae. Gene Ontology annotation, biological process: magnesium ion transport. The transcript is spliced from 6 exons. The coding region runs from base 348 to 1682 and encodes 444 amino acids.
GCCACUUGAUAUCCACCGGGUAAACGAAAAUUUUCUCGGUGUGUUAUAUUGGUGGGACACAGGCUUUUCUAGGGAAAGUUCGAUGGAAGUUCAAGAACUUGGUCUUUAUUUGGGUCAGGCUUCAUCGAGGGUCCUACCCGCUCUGAUAAUCAUCAUAUGAACCGCGAAUCGCUCAACUAUCACGCAGCUGUUUGUAUCUAUCUGUGUACGUAUCCAUCGGUUUUAAGGAUCUUCUUCAAUCUCUUUGCAAGUUCUUGAAUCAUUCUACGGUUGAUGAAGCGCGACAAUUCCGUUAGUACCAGCAGAAACCCUAACUUUCACAUUGGAGCAUUCAAAGUUCCAUAUCGAUGGCAGACCUCAAAGAACGCCUGCUCCCGCCAAAAACUGCUUCGGUCGCCAAUCUUAGAGAUUCAUCUUAUCGCCCCUCUGCCUCUGUGCAUCAACCCUUUCAUGGCGUGGAUGUUACAGGCUUGAAAAAGCGUGGCCAAGGCCUUCGAUCGUGGAUCCGGGUUGAUGCAUUAGGGAAUUCCCAAGUCAUCGAAGUUGACAAGUUCACUAUAAUGCGUCGAUGUGAUCUUCCUGCACGAGACCUACGCCUGCUUGAUCCGCUAUUUGUGUACCCCUCAACAAUCCUUGGCAGGGAGAAGGCUAUUGUCGUAAAUUUGGAGCAGAUUCGAUGUAUUAUCACGGCUGAUGAGGUUCUGCUUUUGAAUUCGCUUGAUAGCUAUGUGUUUCAGUAUGUGGUGGAGCUACAAAAGCGAUUGACAACUGCAGGGGUGGGUGAGGUUUGGCGGUCAGAAGGUACUGACUUGAGUAGCAGGAGUGGAAAUAGGAGUUUUGAUAGUUUGUUUGGGAGCACGUCGCCUGAUUACUUGCCCUUUGAGUUUAAGGCUCUUGAAGUUGCUCUAGAGGCUGCUUGUACUUUUCUGGAUUCACAGGCAGCGGAAUUGGAAAUUGAAGCAUAUCCACUUCUAGAUGAACUGACAUCAAAGAUCAGUACCUUAAACUUGGAGCGUGCACGGCGACUGAAAAGCAGACUUGUUGCCCUAACUCGACGAGUACAGAAGGUUAGAGAUGAGAUAGAGCAGCUAAUGGAUGAUGAUGGAGAUAUGGCUGAAAUGUACCUCACUGAAAAGAAAAGGCGGAUGGAGUUAUUUUUCUCUGGGGAUCAAUCUGUAACGGGAUUCAGAUCUUCUGACGGUGUUCAAUCUGUUUCUGCUCCAGUUUCUCCUGUCUCUUCACCCCCUGAUGGUAGUAGGAGGCUCGAGAAGAGCUUGAGCAUUGCCAGGAGCAGACAGAGUGCGAGGAGUACAGAAAGUGGGACAGAGAGGAUUGAAGAACUGGAGAUGUUGUUGGAGGCUUAUUUUGUUGUCAUUGACAGCACCCUCAACAAGUUGACAUCUCUGAAGGAGUACAUUGAUGACACGGAAGAUUUCAUCAAUAUUCAGCUGGAUAGUGUCCGAAACCAGCUUAUCCAGUUUGAGCUGCUGCUAACAACCGCAACGUUUGUCGUUGCCAUCUUCGGAGUGGUAGCGGGUAUAUUUGGCAUGAAUUUUCCAAUAGCUUUGUUUGAUGACGCGGGUGCAUUCAAAUGGGUGCUACUGAUAACUGGAGUAACAGGGGCUUUCAUAUUUUGUUCAUUCUUGUGGUUUUACAAGCAUAGAAGACUGAUGCCGCUGUAAAUUGGUGAAGGAAAUUGAAAACUCUUGGAGCUAAGUUAAUGCAAUAAGUAUCACGUUUCCAUAAUUCAUUGACCAUAGAAAAAGGAAAAUGUUUUGGAUUACAGAGAUCUUUUUAUUUUUUGGUACGUCGGAAAUUCAGAUUACAGAUAUCUGGACUUAGACCAACAUGUGUUCACAGCACUGCUCAUAGAAUGACUAGAAAAUAAAGGUGGAUAGCCUUGAGAGCAAUUCUUGUAAACCUGUAUUUUUCAUUUAGCUUCUUUUCUCCUUUCCCUUAGCAGGGAUGGAGUCUUUUUUAGUCUGUAAAGGUUUUCAAUGGCAUGCCCUUGCCUUCCCUC